UAUGGCUCAUUGGAGCUAUUUUAGUAUCUCUGGGUUUGGUGAAUUUAACAGCAGCCCUAGAUCCGGAAAAUGCAGAACCUUUAACGAUAGUGUCAAAUGGAAUGAGUCAAUUUACUACAGAGUUUUACAAAAUUUCAUCAGAAAAUGAAGCAAAUAACCUUAUCUGCUCACCAUCAAGUGCGGGCAUUGUUUUAUCAAUGGCAGCAUAUGGCGCCCGAGGAAAUACAGAAAAACAAAUGAAAACAGGUUUACACUUGCCCGAAAAUGAUGCUGUCGGUAAAGGAGGUCAUCAGUCACUUAUCGACACCCUUAAUGGUUUAAGAAGUGUCAGACUUCGAUUAGCUCAAAAAAUUUACGUAGGAGACGAUUCCGAUAUCAAUCCUGAGUUUAAAAAUAUGACUGAAAAUAACUUCCGAUCACCAAUAGAAGCUUUAGAUUUUAACAAAGCAGAUGAAGCUAGCCAGACAAUAAAUGGUUGGUGUGCCCGAAAAACUAAUAACCGUAUUAGAGAAAUAGUCACUGCAGAUGAUAUAAGUGGAGCAUCAAUAGUUUUGGUCAAUGCAAUUUAUUUCAAAGGUGUUUGGAAAGUUCAAUUUGAUGAAGACGAUACAGAAUCUGAACCAUUUCAUAUUGAUGAAACAACUUCUAAAAAUGUUCAAAUGAUGUCUACAAAACAGAUAUAUAACUAUGGAACCCUUCCUGAUCUUGAUGCUGUUUUUGUUGAAGUUCCAUACAGGAAAGUAAGUGACAUCGAUUCAAUUAGUAUGUUUAUAAUUGUGCCAAAUACAAUAACGGGACUGAAAAAAGCGGAAGAAUCUCUUGGCAAAGUCAACUUAAAGGAGAAGCAUGAUAAUCCUAAUAUGACCAAAAUACAUUUUUCGUUACCUAAAUUUAAAAUUGGAAGUACAAUUCAACUCCAAACAAUACUCGAAAAAUUGGGAAUGACCGACAUGUUUCUAGAUACUGCUGACUUUACUGGAAUCACAAGAGCUCCGCCAUUAAAAGUCACCAAAGUCAUUCAGAAAGCUUUUAUCUCAAUCGACGAAAAAGGAAGCGAAGCAUCUGCAGCAACUGCAAUGAUGGGAAUGGGAAGAUCUGGAGCUACUCCCAGUCCACCGCGUGUAACAGUGAAGGUUGACAGGCCAUUUUAUUAUGCAAUUGUACAUACUGCAACAAAUACUGUUUUAUUCCAAGGCCACAUUACUGACCCAAAAUUUGAUGACGUUUACUAUAUUUAUUACAAAAAUAUAAAUUCUGUGUCAAUAAUAAUGAGAUAUCAAGUAACAUGGCUCAGAGGAGCUAUUUUAGUAGUUCUGGGUUUGGUAAGUUUAACAGUAGCCCUAGAUCCAGAAAAUGCAGAACCUUUAACGAUAGUUUCAAAUGGAAUGAGUCAAUUUACUACAGAGUUUUACAAAAUUUCAUCUGAAAAUCAAGCAAAUAACCUUAUCUGCUCACCAUCAAGUGCGGGCAUUGUUUUAUCAAUGGCAGCUUAUGGCGCCCGAGGAAAUACAGAAAAACAAAUGAAAUCAGGUUUACAUUUGCCCGAAAAUGAUGCUGUCGGUAAAGGAGGUUAUCAAUCACUUAUCGACACCCUGAAUGGAUUGAAUAGUGUUAGGCUACGAUUAGCUCAAAAAAUUUACAUAGCAGACGGUUCUGAAAUAAAUUCUGAAUUUAAAGAUAUGACUGACAAUAAUUUCCGAUCACCCAUGGAAGCUUUAGAUUUUAACAAAGCAGAUGAAGCUAGCCAGACAAUAAAUGGUUGGUGUGCCCAAAAAACUAAUAACCGUAUCAGAGAAAUAGUUACUGCAGAUGAUGUAAGUGGAGCAUCAAUUGUUCUGGUCAAUGCAAUUUAUUUCAAAGGUGUUUGGAAUGCUCAAUUUGAUGAAGACGAAACAGAAAUUCAACCAUUUCAUAUUGAUGAAAAAACUACUAAAGAUGUUAAAAUGAUGUUUAAACGACAUGUAUAUAACUAUGGAACCCUUCCUGAUCUUGAUGCUGUUUUUGUUGAACUUCCAUACAGGAAAAAAAGUGACAUCGAUUCAAUUAGUAUGUUCAUAAUUUUGCCAAAUACAAUAACGGGACUGAAAAAAGCUGAAGAAUCUCUCGACAAAGUCAACUUAAAAGAAAAGCAUGAUAAUCCCAAAAUGACUCCAAUAAAUUUGUCAGUACCUAAAUUUAAAAUUGAAAGUACACUUGAGCUUCAACCAACACUUGAAAAAUUGGGAAUGACUGACAUGUUCCAAGAUACUGCUGACUUCACUGGAAUCACAGCUGCUCCGCCAUUAAAAGUCACUAAAGUCGUUCAGAAAGCUUUCAUCUCAAUUGAUGAAAAAGGAAGCGAAGCAGCUGCAGCAACUGCGGCAGUUGGAAUGGCAAGAUCUGGAGCUUCUCUCAAUCCAGCACCUGUAACAGUGACGGUUGACAGACCAUUUUAUUAUGCAAUUGUACAUCCUGCAACAAAUACUGUUUUAUUCCAAGGCCACAUUACUGACCCAAAAUUUGAUGACGUUUAAAUUGGCUCAGUCGAAUUGUGAAUGAAAAAUAAGAAAAUAUAUGUAUGUACAUUUUUUCUUUUAAUGUUAAACCUUUUGACAUACUUUCAAAAGAUGAAAAGUUUCAAAUAAAAUAUUCCUAUGAUUCAA
Microplitis mediator is the source of this 2642-nucleotide messenger RNA. RefSeq lists its product as uncharacterized. The coding region runs from base 102 to 2513 and encodes 803 amino acids. NCBI's taxonomy places the organism in Eukaryota, Metazoa, Arthropoda, Insecta, Hymenoptera, Braconidae. The record is from RefSeq and is a predicted model, not a curated record. Gene Ontology annotation, molecular function: serine-type endopeptidase inhibitor activity. The transcript has 13 exons.